Mizuhopecten yessoensis (Yesso scallop) is the source of this 699-nucleotide messenger RNA. Its product is annotated as leucine-rich repeat extensin-like protein 3. The record is from RefSeq and is a predicted model, not a curated record. The annotation marks the transcript as partial. Lineage: Eukaryota; Metazoa; Mollusca; Bivalvia; Pectinida; Pectinidae. The transcript has 3 exons.
CCCCCCUCCCCCCCCCCCCCCCACCCCCCCCCCCCCCCACCCCCCCCCCCCCCCCCUUCUUGCUGCCCCCACACAUUCCUCAGCACCCGACCCUCGAUUGCUGUCCCCACCACUUUGUCUUCUCACCCAUCCCUCCUCUCCCCAAGACCCCCUCCUUCUCCCCCUGCAACAAACUACCAACCCCUCUCCCCCUGCAGCAGCCCAACCAUCCCUCCCCCCCUGCAACAACCCAACCACCCCUCUCCCCCUGCCACAAACCACCGAUCCCUCUCCCCUGCCACAAACCCCACAUCCCUCUCCCCUUGCAACAAACCACCCAUCCCUCUACCCCUUUGCCACAAACCACCCACCCCACCCCCCCAAACCAUACGUUCCUCUCCAAUGCCCCCAUGCCCCCUCCCCCCCCCCCCUCCCCCUCCAACAACCCACCAAUCCCUCUCCCCCUGCCACCAACCACCCAUCCCCACCCCCCCCCCACAACCAACCCACCCCCCCCCCCCCCCCCCAAACCAUACGUUCCUCUCCGCUGCCCCCCCUCCCCCUCCCCCCCCCCCCAACCACCCACCCCCCCCCCCCCCCCCAAACCAUACCUGCCCAGACAGUUACUUGUACUUCACAAUCUCUCAAAGCCGGGCUCCAGAUGGUCCUAUGCGGUCUCGUGAGGUCAAAGUUCGCGACCAGAUCGCUUUGUCUGAUUAA